AUGCCGCUCAUGGCAGUGCCAGACAUGAGAACCCCAACCGCAGGCGGAGAGAGCUACUGCGAGGACGGCAGCUGGGUCAGCGCUGGCUGGUAUUCCCAAUCAUAUGAGGCAUGCACCUACGAGCACGCAGGCCAGGGUCGAGGUGCGCCUGGGUGGACUGCGGGACACGCCGGCUACGAGGAUGCACAGGGGCCAGCAGAGAACGAGGGCCGUCGGCCCCGGCGCCGCGGUGGCCGCCGGCGCAGGGAGAUGGCCAACCAGGGCUCCUCCACCCCGACCUCGGGGACCAGCGCCCCGGCCAUGGUGGGUCUGCAGGCCGCACGUUCGCAGCCGGAUGUGGCCCAGGCUGACUCAGAAGACAUCGCGGCCGUGUUGCGGGAGGUGGAAACUGAGGAAGGAAAGGCUGCCAUCAUGGCGAAGCUCGAUGCGCCGGAGACGAGGCAGGAGACGCUGGCAUGGAUGGCGGACGCUACCUUCGCCUUGGCAGUAUCUUCGAAGUUCGGCACCGAGAUUGUGCAGCGUGCUCUGGAAGUCGCCGAUGCGGCAUUCCGCGGCCGGCUACUCUUGCAGCUGACCUCUAGAGCCGUGGAGCUCUACGAGUCACCCCAUGGGAACUACUCCCUGUCCAAGGCGGUGGAGGUUCUCCCCUCCAAGCGGCUGUCGGGGAUUGUGGAGAAACUCCAGGAGCGAGGUUUCGACGAAGUGUCGAAGCACAAGUUCGGCUGCCGCCUGAUGGAGCGGCUCAUCGAGCACAUCUCCGAGGCGGAUCAGAGGCUGUUGAUCGCGGCGAUUGUGCCCAAGACCGAGGCUCUGAGCAAGCACCAGUAUGGCAACUUCGUCGUCCAGCGCCUCUACGAGCACGCGCCCGCCGCGCGCGGGAGCAUCCUCCGUGCCCUCCUUCCCCAAAUCGCGCAGCUGGCGAACCACCGGACCGCCAGCCACGUCGUGCAGCGCGCCCUGACGUACUCGGAUGAGCAGGGCCAGUUUGAGUUGGUGCAGGCGCUGCUGCAAGGCCGGGGGGAGAUGUCCCUGGUCUCCGUGGCGACCGGAAGGUACGGUAGCUUCGUCGUCGAGCAGCUGGCCCAACUGCCUGGGCAGCUCGUGGCCCCCGUCCGUUUCGCCUUGCAGGAAGAGCUCCCGACGCUGGUGGCAUCUGCCUUUGGGAGGCGCGUGGCCGAGGCCUUCGAAUUCGAAUUCGAGGUGCCGGACGUCAGCAGCACCAGCGAGAACGGAGAUCUGGGCCAGCCUGCAAAUCUGGUUGCGGAUCAGUUCCGGGACACCAGUGAAGACUCGGAUUCCGACCUCCUGAAGGAAGUCAUCGAGGCGUUCCGUCGCCACAUCCCGGACUUGCGCCCAAAGGCGGUCCCAGAAAUGAUGAAAAAGCUUUGCACCUUGAGCGGUGCAGCCUUCCCGGACAUCAGCUUCGAGCGUUCGGAUCUCAGCGUGUUUGCCGCGGAAGCUUGGGCAAAGUACGCGGAGUCAUCUGCCAAGCACAUGACCACGGAUGCCAUCAGGUCCACGAUGAAGUUGAUGCCCAGCGAGGAGAAGGAUUCCAAGCAUUUCGAGGAGAUGUUCGAGCAUGUCAUCCCAGCAAUGCGCUCGCUCAUCUGCGGGCACGUUCAUUCCUUUGCCAACGACUUCGUCCGUGAGACUGGGCAAUGGCUCUUGGAGCAGAUGUGGCGGCUGCUGCAGCUGCGGCGCCUCUCUGGCCCCCAGGCGGCGAGAGUUCUCAAGGAGAACGGCGUCCGAGCUUUCUGCGCCCUCUUCCGGUACAAGCAGGACCGCGAGCUCUUCGGACAGAGGUUGGAUGAAUCAAAGCAGGAGGUGGGCGGAUGCAUGGGCUACCAUGUGCAGAAGAUCCUCCAGGAGCUGCAAGAAGCAAAGCCCGAUCUGGAUCACAACUACUACCCGGAUAUGUUCCGCGUCGCGGUGUAUGCUUGGCCGCUCACGAAGAUCAUCGAGCAAGUGGAGGAAACGCGAGGCUGCAGCGAAGAGAAGCUCAAGGCCUGCAUGAAGGAAGUCUUCAAGUUCCUCCUCAUCCGCAAUGACGAAAGCUUCGGCUUCACGUGCAACGCGGAGCUGAAGGUCCUUGCAGGCGCAGAGGACACGAAAAGAUUGAAGGAGAUGGUCAGCGAGUCCCUGCCAGAAUGGUCUGAGAAGCUCUUUCGCAUCAUCGACGACGAGCAGAUUUGGCCAUGGCAAGAUGCCUCCAGCAGCAACAAGAAGAAGCAGGAGAAUCGCUGGAAGACGGCUUCCAAGGUGCUCUCCACUCUUUUCGGCCCACGCGUGGUAGCCCUGCUGACCACUCACGACAAGGUCUGCAAGCACUUUGUGGGCGACGAUGACGCGUUCUACCAGAGCUGCCGAGGUCUGCAAGAAUGGCACGAGAAAGUCGGCGCGGCUUCCUGGAUGGAGCAGAAGGAUGUGGCUGAGAAGUUCCUCGCGAAGAGUGUGCGGCUCUUUGACGAUCGAUGUGACCAGUGGGGUCACCCAUCCAGCUGGAGCGCUUGGGCUGGAGUCUUGGGCGAGUUCUUGAAAGGCCGCGCGAUUCCGGAGAGCGGCGAUGUGGACUCGACGGAAGAUGUAGGUUUCCUCCGGAACGUGGACAUGGAGCUUACCAGGGUGUGGCACAACUUGAUGGGGAAGCACUACAAGCACAAAUGCAAGCAGUUCGGGCCGUUCCUGGAAGAGUUCGUGUACUGCCUGGCAUCCUUUUUCAGCGCAACCGGCUUGCGAGAAGACUGGAAGGAGCUCCUUCGAGAGUGCCAGAGGGACAUUGAGGAUUUCAUCGAGGAAGAAAUGGGCCCCUUGGGUCCACACAUCAAAGCAAAGGACCACAUCAAGGAGCUCCUGCAGGGGCAGAAGGCGCGCGCUGAUACGACAUCGACUCGAACGGCAGGUCGCUGUUCAGGAUGCUCCCAUGUCCAGUACAACUCUCAUGAUGGGAUGUGCCCAUACUGUGACAUUCCUCUGGACGUCAUGGCGGUGGAAUACUGA
Symbiodinium natans is the source of this 2997-nucleotide messenger RNA. Lineage: Eukaryota; Dinophyceae; Suessiales; Symbiodiniaceae. The record is from the annotation of a GenBank genome assembly.